AUGCAAGCAAAGUCGCAUACAACUGGCGACAUAAUGCAUCGAUGCCAUGGGGAGACGCAAGCACUCUCUGAGCUUCUUUCAUCUCCGAGUGAUGAAUACUCUCCACUUUCAGGGCAUGACCUUGUAAAGGCUAAGGUGACGGAACUCGUUAUCAUGGGUGGAGCAUACCCAUGUGGAUAUGAAUACAAUUUCUACGGCAACAAUGCUUCCGCAACCGCCCAUGUGGUAAGCACUUGGCCGGGGCCCAUGACAUUCUCUGGAAGUGAACUUGGGGCGACCGUCUACUCGGGGGCGCGGUUGACGGUAGAGGGACCUGAUGGUGAUCCAGUCAAUGCAGCUUACCGGUGGUACACCGGAUACAACAUGUCUCGGAGUUCGUGGGAUCCUCUUACUGUACUCUAUGCCAUCGACGGAUUGGGAAGUAUGUUUGAAUACGCAAACAAUGGAGGGCAGAACUAUAUUUACCCCAAUGGUAGAAAUGAAUGGCUGCCAGACAACCCUCUGUAUCCGCAGAAAUACUUGAAGCUGCGAAUGUCCGAAACACAAGCUGGUGAAAUUUUGGAUGUUUUGUAUCUCGACACAGCGAGAAGAGCUGCAAGGAGAGGAUCCAACAAAGCUGCCCCGUUUCAUAGCCUUAGGAUUCCUGUUUCAAUGGCUAGCUGGCCUCUUGUUGACCAAGUCCCUAUCCUUUCUUUCCGAAAAAUGCAGCUUCUCCAAUCUUCCGUCAUUGCCGCUACUGUCGGCGCUGCGCUGGUCGCCGCAGUCCCUGUGCCCGAGCUUGAAGCCCGCGACUCCUGUACUUUCACCUCCGCUGCCGACGCCAAGUCGGGAAAGACCUCUUGCUCGACCAUCACUCUGAGCAACAUUGAGGUCCCCGCUGGUGAAACCCUUGAUCUGACGGGCCUCAAAGAGGGCACUACUGUCAUUUUCUCGGGUGAAACUACCUUUGGCUACAAGGAGUGGGAGGGCCCUCUCAUUUCCGUCUCUGGCACCAACAUCAAGGUCCAACAGGCCUCUGGUGCCAAGAUUGACGGAGACGGAUCCCGCUGGUGGGAUGGAAAGGGUGGAAAUGGUGGAAAGACCAAGCCCAAGUUCUUCUCUGCCCACAAGCUGGACUCUUCUUCCAUCACCGGCCUCAAGAUCUACAACACCCCCGUCCAGGGCUUCAGCAUCCAGUCGGACAACCUGAACAUCACUGAUGUAACCAUCGAUAACUCCGCUGGUACCGAAGAAGGCCACAACACCGACGCCUUCGACAUCGGCUCUAGCACCUAUAUUAACAUUGACGGUGCCACCGUGUACAACCAGGAUGACUGUCUUGCCAUUAACUCUGGCUCGCACAUCACCUUCACCAACGGCUACUGUGAUGGUGGCCAUGGUCUCUCCAUCGGCUCCGUUGGUGGUCGUAGCGACAAUACUGUCGAAGACGUGACCAUCUCCAACUCUAAGGUUGUCAACUCCCAGAACGGUGUUCGUAUCAAGACCGUCUACGAUGCCACCGGUACUGUCUCCAACGUCAAGUUCGAGGAUAUCACCCUUUCCGGUAUCACCAAGUACGGACUCGUUGUUGAGCAGGAUUACGAGAAUGGCAGCCCCACUGGUACCCCAACCAACGGUAUCAAGGUCUCGGACAUCACCUUCGAGAAGGUUACCGGCACCGUGGAGAGCGACGCUACUAAUAUCUACAUUCUCUGUGGAUCUGGCAGCUGCACUGACUGGACUUGGUCGGGUGUCUCCAUCACAGGUGGUAAGGCUAGCUCCAAGUGCAAGAACGUUCCUACUGGUGCUUCUUGUUAA
This is a messenger RNA of Aspergillus pseudonomiae, 1797 nucleotides long. RefSeq names its product glycosyl hydrolases family 28-domain-containing protein. Gene Ontology annotation, cellular component: extracellular region. The transcript is spliced from 7 exons. Gene Ontology annotation, biological process: pectin catabolic process. Gene Ontology annotation, molecular function: hydrolase activity, hydrolyzing N-glycosyl compounds; polygalacturonase activity. The record is from RefSeq and is a predicted model, not a curated record. The coding region runs from base 1 to 1797 and encodes 598 amino acids. NCBI's taxonomy places the organism in Eukaryota, Fungi, Ascomycota, Eurotiomycetes, Eurotiales, Aspergillaceae.